This is a messenger RNA of Seminavis robusta, 1997 nucleotides long. NCBI's taxonomy places the organism in Eukaryota, Bacillariophyta, Bacillariophyceae, Naviculales, Naviculaceae. The record is from the annotation of a GenBank genome assembly.
GAUGCAAGGCUCUGCUCAUGCAGCAUGCAGCCACUAACUUUAGUGAUUGUACAUGUUUUAUACAUGAGUUUGAAUGCAAUGCCAUAAGCUACAUGUAACAGGCAACUAAGGUACCGGUACAUUCUCGCACAGCCAUACUUGCUAAUACGGUACCGGUACGUACAGGUAGAAUGUCAUAUGAUUCACUCUCCAACAGCAAUCGAGAGUCUUGGAGUAGACCAAGCUUCUGGGAAUCUGUCUGCACCAAGCUUUCCAUCUGUAACGGUACUAGUAGAACAACUCGUACCGGUACGACUGCCAAGGACGACGUCAAGUCGGAAGAAGCCCAACGGCGGCGUCAUUGUCUGAACCAAGAUGGUUACGUUCGAGUAGACGAACCGCUAGAUCCUGGCUUGGUACAGAAACUUCGUGCCGGCGUGGAAUCACUGCAAGCAGUAGGUUACCCAGCCUCCUUCAUUCUCCUCUUUGACGAAACAUGGGAGCUGGCCAGCGUUUCACGGCACAUUAUGCAGCAGUCGACGCACCACAAGAAUCAAUUCAAUUUUGACAUUUUGGCAUGGUACAUUCAAGGCGAAGGAUUCAGUCCUCAUCGCGAUCGUCAACCUGAAAACGUAAAACACAGUUUCCAUGGUGCUGCUGAAAAUGACAAUGACAAUGACAAUGACAAUGACGCCAAGUUUGUCACUCAUUGGAUAGCGCUCACGGAUGCCACUCCUGAAAACAGUUGUCUCUAUGUCAUACCCAAACCACACGAUCCUGGAUACAUGAGUGGAGACACGGACACACAAGACCCCUUGCAACGCGCCCUACCCAACAAGCAAGCCUUUCAACACAUCCGAGCACUGCCAAGAAAACAGGGCACGUCAUUGCUGUUCACGCAUAGGAUCAUUCAUUGGGGGUCCGCAAGAGAACCAAACUCCAAAAUGCCCCCUCGAGUUGCCAUUUCCUUUGUCUGCAGUGAUCCUGCCUUUGAAAAAAGCUACUUGACCCGUGCAGAACAACAUUAUUUCUGCUCGUCGUCGUCAUCAUCAGAGAUCUCAAGUGGGCCUCCAUUUCACAUUCGAUUGCUAUUGGUGUGCGCACAGUUGCUCAUCUAUUACCAACGAUUUGACUUAUCCAAGGAUACGGUUCAAGCGUGUUAUCAAUAUUGCAAAGACCACGAGGACGAGUUGGAGGAAUCGUACCGGCAAAAAGUAUUUUUGGAAUAUGUCAAGGCCAUGAAGGAGCAGCAGCAAAAGCAAAAGCAAAAGCAAAAACAAAAUCAAACAGAGGACAAUAAUUGUAAGGCUGCUGCCGAGAAGGAUGAAAAGCUGAAAGAGGACAGAGAGGACGACGAUGACGAUGACGAUGACGAUGACGAUGACGACGAAGAAGAAGCCAUGUUGGAAGAAAUGCUAAAUGCAGAGACUGGAGGGUACGGGGACCAGUUUGAAGAUGACUAUGAUGCAGCCAAUGACGAUGAACCUGAGGAUGGAGCUCUAGAUCUCCAGGAGAUGAAUAACGACAAUGACGAUAAAAAUGACGACGAUGAUGAAGAGGAGGAAAGUGUCUCGCUGUUCGGAAAGAGAUCAUCCACCGAUUCUGGGGAGAAACAGGGACGUGCCUCGAAACGAUCCAAACAACCCCCGAGCUAGCCAAUGAAUGCGGUACGAAAGGUGCCGGUACCGGUACGGUAUUCACCCCUGGCAGCAACUUUUAAAAAAAUGAAAGAGAGGUGCAAUUUGGGUUGCUUACCCGGUGCCUCCUUUUUACUACAUGUAGAGAGCAGGAGUGCCUUCCACCAAAGAGGUUCAACUUGGCUGAAUGGCAUACUAGCUAGUACCUGCACUUUCACUAUUAUAUUGUAUUCAUCUAUGCAGACAACAUGGCGGCCCGGGAUGUUCAAAUAGCCUCACAUUGUCUUUUGUGUCGAUCACAUUCGAUUGAUUCAUCUUCGAAUACAUCAUGUACUAGUACAAAAAUGCAUUCGAAUACUCUAUGUAAAAUCAUGAGGUCCC